Messenger RNA from Aspergillus pseudoviridinutans, 1548 nucleotides. RefSeq names its product trichothecene 15-O-acetyltransferase. Gene Ontology annotation, biological process: mycotoxin biosynthetic process. The coding region runs from base 1 to 1548 and encodes 515 amino acids. The record is from RefSeq and is a predicted model, not a curated record. Gene Ontology annotation, molecular function: acetyltransferase activity. Lineage: Eukaryota; Fungi; Ascomycota; Eurotiomycetes; Eurotiales; Aspergillaceae. The transcript is spliced from 5 exons.
AUGUCAUUUCCCAAGCUUGACGCUGCCCGUUUUCGGUGGCAUCCCUCUCCCACCGACAGCAGAGCUGUACAAAGACUGGCCAACGGUACGGAAGCUUGGGUUGGAAUUCGAGAUGAAAAUGCCAAAGGGCAAUACGACUGCUACCUUAAUACCACUAUACGUUUAGAGGCUGCCCCGAAGCUAUCAUUAUCAGACCUGAGAGAAGCGCUCCACUUGGCUCUGGUUCAAGUCCGAUUCGAACAUCCAGACUUUGCCUGCACAGCCAUUUGGGGUCAGGACGAUAACCCAAGCCUUCCCCACAUUCAGUAUAAAUCGCCCGCAAGCAACGAAGAGGCGCUUGAAUGGGCUCAAGAAUGCGUCAGCACUCGCGCCGCACGCUAUGGCGGUCUGGACCUGCACUUGGAGCUGUGUAAACAACGCAGAACCAUGCGUAUCGCGCAGUCAGCUCGCUCUAUUUCUAUCAUCUUGAUAGCGGAUGCGGUUGAUGACCAAGCUAAGCUCAAUGCUGGCGCGAAAGUGGAAAUGCUCAUGUUGUUCAAUCAUAUAUUCUGGGACGCAAUGGGUAGUCGUGACUUUGUUGGACAGCUGCAGACUCACCUUGCCACGAUUCUGGACACUGCCGGGAGCUACCAAUUACCCGACUUUAAAUGGGGAGACGAGAUAUCCAACUUGACUGUGCCACUGCUGGACGCGUGCAAAGUCAAUGUGGAGGCCUUAGGGGCCGACUUUGAAACUUCACGCACCGAGUUCGUGGAUAGCUUGAUGAGAAGUGGGUCGAGCUGGGGUCUACCUGUUACCAAUAAUGUCGGGGAUCCGCGUUCAGAAUGGUACACAUUCAGCAAGAAUGACAGCGAAAAGAUGGUCCAAGCUGUCAAAGAGCGUUUGGGGCCUAACUACACCAUCUCUCAUCUAGGCCAUGCUGCUACGGUGCUUGCCUUGCUCGAGAAGAACCCUGUUCCUGAUGAUGCACCAGAUAGCACGGCUCUUAUCACGGCUUUGCCCGUCAACGGGCGACGAUAUCUGCACGAUGAGCUCGCAGUUCAUCGAUUUGGCGCUUGUCAGGCAGGUGCCGUGGUCGAGUUUCAGCACCUCAAGACGUGGGCACCCAAGGCCAACGCACAAGGCACCAAAACUGCUUUAGAAAACCUCUGCAAACAUGUGAAGAAAUCUUAUGACUAUUGGCUGAAGAACGAAUAUCAACUGGCCUUGGGAAUUGCCAAGGACAAUUUCUUGUCUGCGUUUCUGGCCUCGACACCAAUGCCAUUCACAGGCUCCUCCGUACCAAUUUUUGUUACAGAUGGCUUGGUAGACCGCUUCGUUAUGAAGAAUGUACUGAACUCGAAGGGCGAAAUCAUCUUCAGCGUAGACAGCUGCCACUUUGGCGUCGACACGUAUGGCUCUGAUAUACUUAUCCGCAUGGAUAGCUGGGAUGGUUCCACGGUCUUGUCCAUCUGCUACAACGACGGGUGUCUGGAGCCUACAAUAGCACGGGAGUUCCUGAACAUCCUGGCGGAUUUCAUGCUAAGUUUUGUCGACGAAGCGCAGUGA